AUGUCUGACGUCCAAAAGACUGUUGAGGAGACCCCCGCGGUCGUCUCUGCCACCGAGCCCGUUGUGACUCCUGCCGUUGUUGCUCCCGCGACUGACGCGACUGAGGUCGUUGACGCUACCGAGACCACCGCUACCCCCGCCGUUGAGAACACCGAGGUUGCUGAGCCUGUCAAGGAGGAGAUCAAGCCCGCUAGCGAAGGCAUUCUCGGCUACAAGGCCCCUGGUCUUGUCAAGGGAUUCCGUUUCGCCAAGCGUUUCUUCUACUUCAACGAGGAGGCUGUUGAGAGCAAGCAGCUCUCCGUGUUCCACCAGAAUGAGAAGGCCGCUGUUGCCAACCCCAUCGCCGCCUGGGCCAGCCAGACCGGCAAGGGUCUGCUUUUCCUCACCAAGCGCGCCGAGGAUAAGGCUACCCCCGCUGGCAUCUUCAACCUCGCUGAAGUUUCCGAUGUGACCAAGGAGGGUUCCAACGAAUUCCUCUUCAAGGUCGCCGGCCACAAGCACACUUUCCAGGCCUCCAGCGCCGCUGAACGUGACAGCUGGGUUGCCGCUAUUGAGUCCAAGGCUACCGAAGCCAAGGCUGAAAAGGAGGCCAUUGUUUCCAGCGAGGGAUACAAGGCUGAGCUGGAGAAGCUGACCAAGCCCGCCGUUGCGGUCGCCGCCAAGAAGCCCGAGGAGAAGAAGGAGGAGACCCCCGAGACAGUCGCCGAGGCCCCCAAGGAGGAGGUCAAGGAAGAGAAGAAGGAGGAGAAGGCCGCUGCCAAGAGCCGCUCCCAGUCUCGCAAGCGCACUAGCAUCUUCGGUUCCCUGUUGGGCAAGAAGGAUGCCGAGGAGAAGAAGGAGGAGACUCCCGCUACUGAGGAGGCCAAGGCCGCCGAGCCUGCUACUGAGCCUACCGCCGAGACUCUUGUUGAGCCUGCUCCUAUCGCUGGCGAGACCACCGAGGUUGCUGCCCCUGUCGAGGCCGAGACCACUCAGGCCGUCCAGCCUGCUGCUGAGACCCCUGCUGAGACCGAGGCCACCAAGGAGGCCACCAAGGAGGAGGCCAAGGAGAAGAAAGAGGAGAAGAAGUCCAAGCGCGCUUCCAUCUUCGGCAAUCUGUUCCAGAAGGCCACAAGCCCCUCCCAGGAGAAGUCCGAGAAGGAGGCCACUGCCCCCGUUACCGAGGAGACCGCUGUUUCCAGCACUGCUCCUCAACUCGAGAACCCCGUCGAAGAGGCUGCCGUCAAGCCUAUCGAGGCCGAGACCGUCAUUGCCCCCGCUGAGGCUGAGGCUUCCAAGGUUGCCUCUGCUGAGACUCCUGUCGCCGAGGCUGUCUCCACUCCCAAGGAGAAGCGCCGCACCUCUUUCUUCGGCAACCUGGGCAUGAAGAAGGAGAAGAAGACCGAGUCCGAUAACGAGGGAACCGACGGUGAGGCUAAGGAGACCAAGGCCAAGAAGCUCGGCGGUCUUUUCCGCAAGCCCAGCAAGGCCGUCAAGCUCGACAAGGAGGAGGUCGCCGCCGCCGAGACCGAGGCUAAGGCCGACCAGGCUGAGGAGGUUGCCCCCGCUGUCCCCGCCAAGGAGACCGUUGAGGAGACCCCCGCUGUUGUCGCUGAGGCCCCCAAGGACGUUGAGACCACUGAGGAGGCCAAGAACGUCACCGUUCCUGCUUCCACCCCUGUCCAGGCUGCUGCAUGA
This is a messenger RNA of Penicillium soppii, 1677 nucleotides long. RefSeq lists its product as uncharacterized. The coding region runs from base 1 to 1677 and encodes 558 amino acids. The transcript is spliced from 3 exons. The record is from RefSeq and is a predicted model, not a curated record. Lineage: Eukaryota; Fungi; Ascomycota; Eurotiomycetes; Eurotiales; Aspergillaceae.